Talaromyces rugulosus is the source of this 852-nucleotide messenger RNA. RefSeq lists its product as uncharacterized. The transcript has 3 exons. The record is from RefSeq and is a predicted model, not a curated record. Gene Ontology annotation, molecular function: oxidoreductase activity, acting on NAD(P)H, oxygen as acceptor. Bases 1 to 852 code for a protein of 283 amino acids. NCBI's taxonomy places the organism in Eukaryota, Fungi, Ascomycota, Eurotiomycetes, Eurotiales, Trichocomaceae. Gene Ontology annotation, cellular component: intracellular anatomical structure.
AUGUCCUCUAAGCAAAGAGAGACGAAACCAUCAGUCGGAGGUUCCCACCGAUCCAUACAAGAUCUAUUUCGCCUCGACGAACGAACAAUCGUGGUUACCGGUGGAGGUGGUGUCGUCGGGCUCGAGGCUGCACGAUCUAUUCUCGAAACCGGCGGCGACGUGGUUUGUCUAGACCGCCAGGAUGAACCUCUUCCAGAGCCAUGGAAAAUCGUCGAGAAAACUGCCGCCAAACACGGAACAAAAGCCUGGUACUAUCAAUGUGAUAUCACAAAAGAAGAGGAUGUCAAGCGUGCUUUUGCCAGUGCAGUCUCCGGAGCCCGCUUCAAGCUACGUGGACUUCUCUGUUGUGCAGGAAUAAGCGGCGAAGGUCCAUCUUUGGACUUUCCUAUUGAGCAACUGCGACGAAUUGUGGACAUCAAUAUAGCCGGAACUUUUCUAUGCGCACAAGCAGCCGCUCGAGAAAUACAAAAGCAUGGAGAGCCCGGUAGCAUCGUGCUCAUUGCUAGUAUGAGUGGGCAUGUAUACAACAAAGGAGUUGACACCACCGCGUACAACUCUUCCAAGGCCGCCAUCGUCCAGAUGACGCGCUCUUUGGCUGCCGAAUGGGGUAGUCGGGCAGGUAUUCCCCUGAUCAGGGUUAACUCAAUUUCACCGGGGUACAUCAACACUCGGAUGUCGAUUGGCUCGAUGUCGGAACCUGGUAUGCAAGAGCUAUGGACAAGUGGGAACAUGUUGUUGCGGAUUAGCGAGGCGCACGAAUACCGCGGUGCAAUCAUGUACUUGCUGAGUGAUGCGAGUAGCUAUAUGACUGGAGCUGAUAUGAGAGUUGAUGGAGGACACACUGCUUGGUGA